Helianthus annuus (common sunflower) is the source of this 1494-nucleotide messenger RNA. Its product is annotated as polyadenylate-binding protein-interacting protein 12. The record is from RefSeq and is a predicted model, not a curated record. NCBI's taxonomy places the organism in Eukaryota, Viridiplantae, Streptophyta, Magnoliopsida, Asterales, Asteraceae. The coding region runs from base 192 to 1235 and encodes 347 amino acids. The transcript is spliced from 11 exons. Gene Ontology annotation, molecular function: RNA binding.
GGGAAUCUUGAUUCAUUAUUAAAAGAAAGAAAAGAAAAAAAUUAGGAUGUUUUUGUUCUCUCAUUUCAUUUGUGACGAUCUUUUCUUUGAGCUCAAAUCGAUGAUCUAAGAACACCCAUCAGCUUAAUUUGCACAAGAUAAACAACCCCUUUUGAGCUUUGAGUGUCAGUGGAUCAGACAAUCAGACAAUCAUGACUCUUGUUGAGAAUGGUGGGUCGAAUAACCGGGUCGAAUCGGCCGAUUUUGAUCAGCAGAAGAAGAAUAUUAUGCCUAAUGGAAAUGGGGUUUUGAAUCAUCAUCAUCAAAAUAAUAAUAAUAACAAUCAUCAGAUGAAGAUGAACGGUGGUGAUCAUCGUGAUCAUGACGAUGAGGGUUUAAAGAAAGAGAUGAGAGAUUUGGCUGAAAUGUUGUCGAAAUUAAAUCCUAUGGCUGAAGAGUUUGUUCCACCUUCACUCGCUCAUAAUGGUUUUCACGCGCCGCUUGUUCUGCCGCCGCCUGCCGGAGCUCCGUUUGGGUACUCUGCUGUUAAUGAUUUCUUGCUUCAGACUGGACAAACCCCUUUUCCUAAUAUGAAUGGUGGUGGUUCUACUAGAAGGAAGAAGGGUAACUUUAACCACGGGAAGCGAAGGAUGAAUAACCGAACCAACAUGGCUCAACGCGAAGAUGUCAUUAGGAGAACGGUUCAUGUGUCGGAUAUCGAUCAGCAGGUAACUGAAGAACAGCUUGCAGCCCUCUUUAUCAGUUGUGGACAGGUUGUGGAUUGUCGUAUAUGUGGUGACCCUAAUUCCGUUCUUCGUUUUGCGUUUAUUGAGUUUACUGACGAGGAAGGUGCAAGGAAUGCAUUGAGUCUUGCUGGUACUAUGCUCGGUUACUACCCGGUUAGGGUUCUUCCUUCAAAGACUGCAAUCGCACCAGUAAAUCCAACUUUUUUACCACGGUCUGAAGAUGAAAGGGAAAUGUGUGCGAGAACUAUCUACUGUACUAACAUUGAUAAGAAGGUUACUCAGGCAGAUGUUAAGCUCUUUUUUGAAUCAUUUUGUGGAGAGGUUUAUCGUUUGAGGUUGCUAGGCGACUACCAUCAUUCUACUCGUAUUGCAUUUGUGGAGUUUGUGAUGGCAGAGAGUGCAAUUGCGGCACUGAACUGUAGUGGUGCGGUAUUGGGAACAUUGCCGAUAAGGGUUAGCCCUUCUAAGACCCCGGUUCGUCCACGUGCACCGCGCCCUACCAUGCACUGAACACACGUUUCGCGACCAGCUCACUAUAUCAUCAGUAUCUAAUUAUACACACGACUGUUAUGUUUCUGGUGUUUUGUUGAAUUCAUUCGGGUUCAAGUAUCUGUUUGAAAUGUAGAUUUAGGAUGAUGGAAGUUUGAGGCUGAACUCUGAGUUUUCUUAGUUACUGGUUUGUCACUAAGAACCGAGACGGUUUUCGUUAUGAAAAUUGUUGUUUUAAGUUUAUUAUUACUUUGCUAUUAAUUAUUAUGUGGUUCUUGGA